AUGGAGAAAUUAGUUGGAAAAUAUAAUCAAUUAAGGAAUUCUCUAAUUAAACCAUCUCCAUAUGCAAUUGCAGCAUGGCUUUCUCAUGCACUUGUUAGUAUUCGUCCAUUUGAAGAUGGUAAUUGUAGAAUGUCUCGUUUAUUAGGUAAUUUGGUAAUGUUUCAAUAUGGUUUCCCAUUUCCAGUACCAAUAUCUAAUAAUAAUGAAUAUCUUGAAGCUCUCAGAUUAGCUGAUAGAGAUUAUGAGUUUGGAAGAAAUACAUCACAUUUAAAUAGUUCAAAUAAAAUCUAUAGAAAUUAUUUAUCAAAUUUAAGUUUAUACAAUGAAUUUAAAUAA
Molecule: messenger RNA, 336 nt
Organism: Dictyostelium discoideum AX4
Lineage: Eukaryota; Evosea; Eumycetozoa; Dictyosteliales; Dictyosteliaceae
Exons: 1
Coding region: 1-336 (111 amino acids)
Source: RefSeq, a predicted model, not a curated record